Messenger RNA from Scatophagus argus, 3379 nucleotides. RefSeq names its product V-set and immunoglobulin domain containing 10 (gene vsig10). Bases 237 to 1850 code for a protein of 537 amino acids. Lineage: Eukaryota; Metazoa; Chordata; Actinopteri; Scatophagidae. The transcript has 9 exons. The record is from RefSeq and is a predicted model, not a curated record. Gene Ontology annotation, molecular function: cell adhesion molecule binding. Gene Ontology annotation, cellular component: cell-cell junction. Gene Ontology annotation, biological process: cell-cell adhesion.
AGUUCCCGGAUCUGCAUGCUCUAGUAAACAAAGCUCAAGAGAGACACAAGUUACAUCGUCAGACUGGUCACCUCUGCUCACCUUGUAGCCUGCGUGCUGUGGUUUAUAAUGGGCCUAUUGGUGUCCACUGUGUGUGUUACAGACAGGUUCACACAGACGGACUAGUCAGACAGGUUUGGACUGUGAGCCUUUUGUUCACUUUUUUCGAGGGCGAUGUCGCCGAUUGGAAACUUACCAUGGCUAUAUUAGCAAUUGUAGUUCUUCUGCAACUGUGUUUAUCUGCGAUAGCGGCAAUUUCAGGUAAUGAUUCCACCGAAACGGAGCUGACAGCCGCACCAGGUGACAUCGCUGUACUUCCGUGUUACACAGACAGCACCGUGACACCGACUUUAACGGCAUGGAUGAAAAAUGGACGAGAAAUCAUUCGAGGUGGCGCCUUUUCACCGAGCCCUUCACCCACCGCCGGGCAGCGCCUCACAGUGAUGCAUGACGGGAGUUUGAAUAUCCCGACGGUGAGACCGGAGGAUGAAGGCAGCUACCUGUGCAACUCCACGCUGCCAGGCAACAACACCUUUCGGGCACGUGUGCUGCUUCAGGUAGCCGGUGGUCCAGAAAAUGUAUCUACUUCCAUUGGUCCAGCCACUGCCCUGUCCAAUGGGACUCUCAUCACAUAUCGGGGCUCGACUGUCUCCUUCAACUGUUCUGGCUCCUCCUACCCGUCUCAGCAGCUCACCUGGACCUUCACGGGAGCCUCAGCCAGCAACGGGUCGCUGGUCUCAAGCUCUGGAUCGAGCCUGCACUACAGGAUAGACAACAUUCAGCCUGGCGCUCAGGGGGUUUACAGCUGCAGGGCCCAAAACACCUUCUCUCUGCAGGAGGUCAAUAAGAGCACAGAGCUGCUAGUGUACUACGUCCCAGACAGACACCCUGAGUGUAUGUGGAGACCAGCACAGGACCCCUCCCACAUCCAGUUCAGCUGCACCUGGUUUGGAGCGUAUCCCGCUCCGACGCUGCGCUGGGGCGAAGACCAGGGCGAGCAGAGAGAUCACUGGAGUGGGCGCGUCUUUGUAUCGGAGGUGACAGACAACCUGACGGUGAUGCUGAACCGCUCCUCGCUGUUCGACGGCCAGACGCUGAGGUGCAUGGCCCAGCACCUGGCUCUCGCUCUGGGAAAGGAGAGGUCGUGUUUGUUUACCCUCAAGCCUCCAUACCCUGAAGGUGAGCCUCUGGCCACGGCUCAGGAGGCCACCAGCAUAACUCUAACCUGCACCGAGACCAUGUCCAUCCCUCCUGCAAACACCACUUGGAGAAAAGGGCUCCAGCAGGAGGACAUUGUACCUGGUUUGAAGUACGUCCUGUCCGAGGAAGGCCCAGUCUUCAAGCUGACCAUACUCAACAUCAGCAAGGAUGACGAAGGCGUCUACUUCUGCCGCAGUGAGAACCCCCUCGCUGUCCGCGAGCUGGAAGUCUACCUCACCGUGAGGACCUCCUCUACGUACGCAGGAGCAGUCAUCGGGAUCUUUAUAGCUGCACUCAUUGUGGGAUCAGCUGCAGUCGUAGCUAAAAUUGUUUACUCCAGCCGACAUCGAAUAUGCCUCGGAUGGGGUUGUGGUCAAAUGGAGGAGGACCAAGGAGACGUGCUGAGUCUGGUGGAGUCCGACGAUGAGCAGCUCUUUCAGGAUGCUGUUCCCCGGCUGCCUCCAUUAACCAACGGACGCCACACAACACUUGUCCAGAUACACCGAAUCCCAUCCAGUGAUCAUGAGGAUGCAGAAACUGCUGACACAAACCCAGAGCAGCAGGAGGAAACCGUACAGACAGAAGAGCCAGUGGACCUUGUAACGUUUUAGGUGUCGGGUGGUUUUAGAGAAGUGUUUUUAUUUUAGGUGAAUAUCAUUUGCUCCCAAAGAGAAUGUGAACAGAACUGGUGGAAGACUAUGUAAUUUGUUUUUUUUUUGUUUGUUUGUUUGUUUGUUUUUUUAAGCCAGGGGUUUGUAAGAUUAUUUCUACGAUUGAUUUGUUUGUACAGCAUUUUGAACAUGUCGUUGUGUUACUGAAAUACAGAAAAUGAACCUGACAGACAAACAAACAAAAUGUGAUCAUCUUCUGGGUGGAGAAACAAUGCCGUUGGUCAUCCAUAACUUAUUCCCCAUUCAUUGAUUCAUGUCCCCCUCCACCCUGUACUGUACACGUAUCAUUUGCAGAUGAACCGUGACUAUCGCAGGCUACAAUGCGCCACUCAAGUGAAACUAUUUUAGAAAUGUGGUGAAGUCAGUUUUGACAGUCCUCUUGUGCUGUGUAUAACAUAAUGGAGGGUGAAAAGAACCGAAGCACAGUUUCACCUUAUUGAAAUUACUUGAAUCCAGUGUAAUGAGAGCUGCGCAUAUUGAAUCAGUAAAGUGAAAAGAAAAUUGUGAACUGUAAUUUUUCCUUUACAUUUUCCUAAGGAAUAUUUUUUGUUAGUUUAGUUAUUUUUUGUUCACAAAUACCAAACAUUCCCUCAUUCUGCCUUUUCGGUUUUUAGGAUUUGAUGAUUUUCUUUGUUUUUUGUGAUACUACAUUGAUUAUCUUUGGGCUUUGUUGGUCAGACAGAAAAAUCUGACGGCAUCCUCAGUUUCAGGGUAUUGCAAAAGACAAAGGAAUCUUAUAGAUCAAGUGAUUCAUUGAGAAAAAUCGGAAUAAUUGAUAAUGAAAAAUGUAGUUGUAGUCUUAAAAUUAGUAAAAGAAUGUUUAAAGUGAAUUCAAAGUAAAAUGUAGAAAGUCAGUCUGUCAUUUUUAUGGCUACACCAUUACAUCAGAUAAAUAUAUAAUAAUGCUAACAACCAAGUGAUCAGGCAAGAUUUUUUUAUCACUGUUGUCACUGAGAUCAAGAUCACUUUAGAGCAUUAAAAAUAAAUAUAUUUGUUAUUGGCGUGGUGUGGCUGUUUCUGAAUCGGCUUCUGGUUUUCAAAGUCAAAAAGCUGAGAUACCAAGUUAAAAUAAUGUGAUAAAUAUUAGAAGUAACAGCUAAACACAAGGAAACAAAAGUGAACAAAGAUGGGUAAAAAUAAAGAUUUAUUACAUACAAGUAAAAAAAACAAAAUGUGUGUGUGUGUAUAUAUAUACUGUAUACAUGUAUAUACAAGUGUUCAGUAGAUUGUAAACAGAUGUAAAUAGUCCAAAUGAAUUAAUACUGAAUGGCUUAAGCAGCACCAUACAGGAAGUGGGUGGUGGCAUGCAGUGUGUGGGGGACAACAGGCCUGGUUAUCAUAUUCAUUAGGUCAUUUCAGGAGUGAGACGCUUCACACUGAGGCGAGAUCACUCUUAGUGUCUUUCCUCUUUCUCCUCUCGCACUGUGUCAUGUUGCUGCAUUUUAAUGCAAUUAAACAUUUUAAAGUCA